GUUAUUGGAACAUGCCAUAGAAUAUGAUAAACUUAGUAAACACUUAGAUAGUGUAUGGUUAACGAAUCUCAACACAAACAUAUCUUUCUAGCUUAAUAAAUCUACCUUGCUCAAUAAGUUUUGUUGGUUAAGUGUUAUGCAAAAAGUUUGGUGUUUAUUGUUUCCUAAGAUAGGGGUGACUGAAUUCAAAGGGGUUGAGUGUGUUACAAUAUUGGAAUAUCAUUAGUAGCUCGAAACAUGUGAAAUGAUCUCAUCAUCCAAGGAUGCAUCAUAGGAACACCUAAGUGUUAUGAAGGUAUAACAUCAAAUAAGCAAAAUACAGAUGUUAUGCUUAGUUCGGGAACAAUAGACUACGUCGUACUAUAUGGUUUGUUCUACUGCGAGGAAAUACGAUCUCAUGAGUUGUGGCGUUUAUGCUUGUAUAUGUAGUAGUGCGUGAAUAUGCAGUAGUGUAGUGCAUCUAGUACUUAACAUGUUAAGAGUUUCAUAGGUAAAUUUUUUUUGGGAGUCUUGUCUUUGGAUUGCGUUGUGAUGUUAAACACCAUAAUCGAAAAAGGCAAUGCAAGAGAUAAGUGAUGAUUGAUUACUCACCGCCACCAGUAAUCAACUAAAAUUCCAGUCAAACAAUUUGAUUGAAUUCAUGCGACGAUGGUAACAACGCCACUCAUUAAAUGUUAAAUAUGGUAAGUGAUCAUUAAAUAAAAUAAAUUUAAUGAAGUGGAACGACACGAUCGCCACUCAUUAAAUGUCCAAAAUGACAAUCGAUGAUGAAAUAGAAUGAAUUUAAUAAAAUAAGACAGAACAACCAGUAAUAAAAAAUGAAAUUAUGCAUUAUGCAUUUUCCUAAUGACCAACACAAAACAAAUUGUGUAUAUUCAUGGUGGCAUUCUAAUGAUCAACAUAAAACAAAUUGUGAAUUCAUGGAGAAAUUCUCCCAUCAUUGGAAGCACAAAAUAAUGCAUAAGAAAAAUAUAAGUUAAUUUUGUAUGAAGAAAACAAUUGAAGUAGAAGUCCAUUCUCACGUGCACACCACGUGAUCCAGAGGCCAAACUGGCGAAGACGAAAGAAGGAAAAGAGAUCUCACACCACUCUCGUCAGACUCCACCUCGCGACAAAUAAAUCUCCACCAUUCAUUUCCCUCACACCGAAUCUCAACCGUUGAAACGGCAUACUCUUCCUCAUAUUCCCUCCACACCAAGCUGCAGUCCUCCUCUCAGUUAAUAAUUCUUUCUUUCCCCUUCUCUCUCUCUCUGUAAACCUCUUCGCUCCCUCGCGCCUCCCGAAACCCAGAAACCCUUCUUCCCCUCUUCUUCCAUCCAGCCAGCAAAUCCCACAAAAACCCCCUUCCCAAAACCCGCCUCCUGACCCAGCUGAGAGACUCGCCGCCCGAUCUCGAAUUCGAAGCUUCCUCGGUCAGAAGGUUGCAGUUCUACACAUGGAUUCAGAUCAGGGGAAGCUUUUCAUUGGCGGGAUUUCAUGGGAGACGUCGGAGGAGAAGCUCAAGGACCACUUCGGUCAGUACGGCGACGUCCUGCAGACUGCCGUCAUGCGGGACAAAACCACCGGCAGGCCCAGGGGGUUUGGGUUUGUCGUGUUCGCUGAGCCUUCCGUUCUCGAUAGGGUUCUUCAGGAUCAGCACACCAUUGAUGGUAGAACGGUUGAGGCAAAAAGGGCUCUCUCAAGAGAGGAGCAGCAAACCAAUGUCAAAACUGGGAAUUCAAAUUCUGCUAGAAGCACCGGUGGUGGUGGCGGUGGAUAUGUUAGGACCAAAAAGAUUUUUGUCGGUGGAUUGCCUCCCUCAUUGACCGAAGAUGGCUUCCGCCAAUAUUUUGAAUCUUAUGGACAUGUGACUGAUGUAGUAAUCAUGUAUGACCAAAACACACAGCGGCCACGUGGGUUCGGAUUUAUUUCCUUUGAAUCCGAGGAUUCAGUCGAUCGAGUUUUGCACAAAACAUUUCAUGAUGUGAACGGGAAGCAAGUGGAAGUGAAGCGGGCUCUUCCUAAAGAUGCCAAUCCUGGUGGAGGCAGUCGCUCUUCCAUGGGUGGUAGUGCUGGUGGUGGUAGUUAUCAAAGCUAUGGCGCUUCUGGUGGGAAUGCAGUUGGCUCAUAUGAUGGUAGAAUGGAUUCAAUGAGGUAUAUGCAGCCCCAGGCAGCUGGAGGCGGAUAUCCUCCUUAUGCAUCUUCGGGAUACAGUGGACCUGGGUAUGGUUACAGUGCUGCUGCAAGCACUGGAGUCGGAUAUGGUGGCUAUGGAGCCUAUGGUGGUGCUAUUGCUGGGUAUGGGGCCCCAGCAGGCGCAGCCUAUGGAAACCCCAAUCUACCAAAUGCUGGAUAUGGUAGUGGUCCACCUGGUGCUCCUAGAAGUUCAUGGAAUAAUCAAGCUACCCCUGGUUAUGGUGCUAUGGGCUAUGGAGGUGGUGCUGCUAGCGGUGGCCCAGGGUCGACUCCAACAGGCCAAACACCUACUGGACCUGGUGGGUAUAAUCAAGCAUAUGGAUAUGGUAGCUAUGGGGCAAAUGAUGGGUCUUAUGGGAAUCCAGCUGGUUAUGGUGCUGUUGGAGGAAGGUCAGGUGGUACUCCGACUAGUACUCCUGGAGAACUACAGGGUAAUGGAGGAGGAUAUGGGGGCAGUGGUUAUGGUGAUGCAAAUGGGAGUGCAGGAUAUGGUAAUGCAGCAUGGAGUUCCGAGUCCUCACAAGGUUCUGGGAACUAUGGAUCACAAGCUAAUGGUGGUGCUCACAGUAGUCAGAUUGCUUAUGGUGGUGGUGGCUAUGGAAGUGCUCCGGCUCGACAAGGUCAACAACAUUGAUAUUGUGGGUGGAUCUUCAACAUCUAGUGCUCUGUGUGUGUUCCUGAUGCGAUGAUGCUGGCUCAAAGUUGGAUAGAGAUUCACUCUGGAGACGCUGGUUGGAUUGCUUAAUCCCAGUAGUUUGCACUACCUAUUUUGCUAGUAGUACAUCUAAUAAGUAGCUUUGUUAUGACAUUUUCGGAUGCCCUUAAUAUUUUGUUUGCUGAGUGUAGCUUUAAUUUGGCUUGCUUAUAUUAUGUCUGCUAUAUUUGCUGUGGAUUUUCUCUUUCUACCGUAGUGUUUGAUUUAGUGUGCAUGACUGCAUGCAACCUUUCUUUCUUUGGUACACAUUAACUCACUAUCAUCUUUGUGACUUCUAACUAGCAAUUGCCAUGAAACCUUUGCAAAACUGGAGGUUAGAUAUGCUUGAUGCAGAAUGAGAUAUAGAGAUGAGUAGAAGACCCUUUGUUCUGUGAUAGCACUGAAGCAAGGAGACUGGUUGGUAGAUGGGUAGCGAUAAAGAUAGCUAGCGGUAGUUAUCACUUUUGAGGAUGGCAUAAUCAUUUCCCCCCGCUCUAUUUGUUGCACUUUGUGUUUGUACAGGAGGAGAUGCUCGAGUUCAAAAGGUGGUGUCGAAAAUGCCCACUCUUCGGCUGAACCCGAGCUUUCAAAUUCAUGUGGGGGUAUAUUCAGAGUUUGGGUGGUUUUUUUGCCCCAGCAACCGAGUGGAUGGAAUUUGAGAGGAGUUUUUGGUUGAGAUUGCAAGCUCAAUUCCUUGCUGCAGAUUCUUGGCAUUUCUGGUGGGCUGCUGCAUAUUUGUGAGGCAGAAAAAAAAAUUGUGGUACGCUGCCUUUAGCAGAUGGCAGAGUUUUGUCUGAAGCUCAUGCAAUCUAAUUGUUUAGGUUAUACAUUCAUUAGUUGGUUACUAGAAAUGCAGUGGGGAAUUGGAAUGAAAUCAAUGAGUGGAAUGAAAUGUUGGUCGAAUCUAUCUAACCAGUCAUCUAUUGAGUCACGUUUAUCAGCAUUAUGCAUCGUUGUGUCUGAAUGUUCAGUCUUUUGGGCAUUAAGACUCUGCAGCAGUAGUAUGUGCUUAUGGUUUAUGCUUGCAUUUAGUGUCUCGCAUGAAUACUGUAUUUCUAGGAACCGAUGCAGUAUGAUAAGUAGGAGAUGUUGGAGUUGCGAUAUUGAUGAGGGAUUUGAGGCAAUCGAUUCAAGUUUACCUGAUAUUUGCCAAGAGUGUUGAGUCUUGAACCUAGCUGCACAGUUGAAGUAGUAUACCCAGGUUCUGAUGAACUUUUCGUCGAAUCCCAGCCCCAGAUUUUUGCUAGCAACAGAGAAACCAAGUACGUUAGAAUCUCUAGUGAAUUUUUACAAAUAUGAAGUUGCUCCAAUAAAAGAAAAGGAUAAAAAAAAAAAUCUCUAGUGCAAUCCUCACAAAUAUUUAUAAGCAAGCUUAGCACAUGGAUUUUGAGUAAAACAAAAUUAAAUUUUUUUUGGAGCACAUAAAUGGAAGUGUUCAUA
Molecule: messenger RNA, 4309 nt
Organism: Linum trigynum
Lineage: Eukaryota; Viridiplantae; Streptophyta; Magnoliopsida; Malpighiales; Linaceae
Source: the annotation of a GenBank genome assembly